This is a messenger RNA of Caenorhabditis auriculariae, 3040 nucleotides long. Lineage: Eukaryota; Metazoa; Nematoda; Chromadorea; Rhabditida; Rhabditidae. The record is from the annotation of a GenBank genome assembly.
AUGAUUCCUGCUCAACGAGCUCUUCUGCUCGUAGUCGUCGUCAUCGGCGCCGUCGACGCCUGGAACCGUCCAAGUUCGUUCUAGAUUUCUUUUUUUCUCUUUUUGCGGGACUUUUUGCGUCAUAUCUGAGAUUGACGCACUUGGAGCUCUUCACAUCACUGCUUUUCAUUGCUGACUUAUAACUCACUUACAUCUCUAUUCAAAAGAUUAGUGUGGCAUGAAAAAGAAAUAAUUUACGAAAAGGUAGGAGCUUUUCCCGAGGGAGGUAAGCUUUUGAUUUGACUAAAAAAAUUUUCGUUUUUUUUCUUUGAAAACUGACCGAAAUUGUUUUAUUUAAUGCGUAUUUGAAAUUCUUAGCUUACCUAGUCUUCGUGAAUACGCUGAAAAGUUCAAAUAACUUUAAACUUUUCGCAGUUUCCAGAAUAAAAGAACUUUUAGGCGUCUUUUAUUGAUGAAGAGAAAUUAAAGGACUUUGCAACUUUUAAAAUAUUCAAUUUAACCAGUGUUUUUAUUGCGCACACAGACAGAUUCUCGAGGAAAGAACCUGGGAAAAUAAGAUAAGCUUCUACUUCGAAAAAGUUCACAAAUUGAAAAUAUACUUUUAUAUUCGAAUUGAAAAAGCCAUCAUCUCUCAGAAAAGUUUGGAUUUUCAAGUAGGAUCUCCAUUGUUGAGCCUUUACAGUAACCUGUGCAUUUUAUUGAUAACUCAAAAAUCUCGAGAAAUUUCCCCAUUUUAGUUCCUGAAAAACCUGCACUUUUGUCGGAGAACGUCUCCUUCUGCAAUCAUAAAUCAUCGGCAUCAAAAGUCCACCUAGUCGUGUCCUUCCGCCACAUUCCAGCGCCUUUUCUCGCGUUUUUCACCUUGAGAGAACUGCUGAUAAGGCGUCUGACAACUGUUUGAAUCUGACCGACUAACCUGUUUCCCGACACGUCCAGUUUUUCACACGUGUUGCGACUCUGCUGAAUUAUUGCGAGAAUUCGAUGAGAGCAGCUGUUUUGAGAAAAAAACAAUUUCGAAAAACUUUUCAAAUUGCAUACUUGAAUAUAUGAGAGAUGACAAAUGAAAAGAUAAGAUAUCGAAAACUUUUGAUAUUUAAUUUAAUUCGAAUGACUAUGCUAAAAACAUUUCUUUUUGCCGAUUUUUUUUGUUUCAAAAAUUUUUUUUCCUUGUUUACAUUCCACAAAAUUAACCCCUGUUUUUUGAUUUCUUAAUCAUUUUUUAAAAGAUAAAGAUAACUAGGGAUCCACGCGGACUCCAGUUUUGGAAUCAAACUUUUCUGUGUUCAUGGGUCCAGGUAGCAAUACUUAGACGUGAAAGAUGUUGUCUUUUGAGCGUCAUGGAACUCCAAGAAAGGGACAACUCAAAUCGUGAAGCAAAUAGCUUUCCAGUCACAUUUUUAAAAUUUUUCAUAUUGUCGAUAGCCGUGUUUUUAAGGUAGUUCGAGAAGAGAUGGUUUUUUUUUUCGAACUUGUGAGUGAUUUCUGCACGGUCCUGAUAGGUUUUUUUUCAGUACCCUAUGUGGUCUCACAUCUUUCCAAGCAUCCUUACAUCUGCUCAUAGCCUCCACAUUUUAAUAUGUUCCGCAAAAAACCUUGGUCCCGCCUGGCUUCCUAGUUGUUGGAAUACUCGGGAAAAAAAUAAGCCCAUUUCAGACCACUUCGGAAAUCCUUGCUACCUGUGCAAAUGCUUCGUGGAAUACACAGACCGCGACGUCGGCGUCCCGGUCAGACCCUACGCCAUGGCUCUCGACGGCUACGACUCGACCGAGGACCGCUGUCUCGCCUCCUGUUCUCGCGACAACGUUAGUUGUUCAUAGUUAGUAAGAAUGGAAAAAUGGAUAAAAGCCUUGAAAGAAAAGUUUUCUUUGAAGUGUUUGACUGAUACUUUUCUUCUGAGAGUUUCAUUAUCAUCCUCAAACUUCAAAAUCAGAAAUUAUUGCUCUUCCUUGCCACAAGGGCGUCGCUUGCCCAAUCUAGAGAAACAAUUUGAAGUUGCGCGAAAUUUAAGUUUUAAGACCAUGCCAGAAGCUUAAUAAUUACGCUUCAGUUCCAACGAAAAAAGAAUUGAAGGUGAUCAAACAGAAUAAGCUUUUAGGUAGGCCUUCACAUCAAGAUCUUAGUUUUCGAAGAAAGUAAAAAAACAACUUCAAUUAAGAGACUCAAUAAUAACAAGAAAAUUUUAAAAUUUCAGAAAAAAAAAAUUAGAAUAGAUACUUACAAAAAAAGUUCUGUUUCGUCGACUCAUCCUCGAAUCGUUAUAAAGAUUCUCAACUGAACCUUGAGUAUUUUGAACUUCUAGCUCUCGCGCAUCUCAACGAAAAGGAUUAUUUAGCCAUAGAUGUUGCCAGAGCCAUGACUAUCUGAUUUCAAAAUAAUUUUUAAUCGAGAAGGGUCCUUUUUAUAAACGCGCUAACAUCGGAAACUGACUUCCACUUUCUACAUAAAAAUCUUCUGGAUGCAUGUAAUGUCACCCCUAAACGAAGAAUUGAAAGAAAAAAAAAAUGACUUUUUAAUUUCUUCUUGGAACAAGAUAAAAGUUUCACUUUUAGCGAUGUAAAGCGGUGGUCUACGGCAUGGUGGGAGGCCGGAAAGUGUUCACCUGCGAGUUCUACGAAAGGAUCGACACGCGUUCAUCUCCAGUCUACGCUCCUUUCAUCAACAUCUACAUCAAAAGAUCCUCCUGUCCACUAUCAAGUGAGCCUUUCAUUGGACUAAAUGAUCAUCGAGCCCCAAGAAUAGGGCUUGAAUUAAACCUGUCGUCAUAAUCAGACAUCGUGCUAAAUUCAAAAAAUCCGAAAAAAAACGGAAAAUAAAAGAAUGAAUCACUAAAAGAUCAGGCGGUUCUAAAAAGAAAAUGAAAAUAUUUUAGAAAAUGGUCCGUUGGUUUGAAAGGAAAAAUCCGCAAAAUUACCUCAUAUAGGAGACUUUUGCAGUAAUCCACCUGCCGCCGGUAACGAUGAUUCCAGCGGACGACUCUUCGAUCAAAAGGCGCACCAAGCAAGAGAAGAACUCCCGAAGACCCAAUCCUUUCUUCGGAUAA